AUGCGUAGCCCAUUCAACACUCAGAAUGACCCACUGCUAUUUGAUUCGUAUGACCAACCCGGCCAAUCAUCGCUCUUUGCCCUGACCCCAGAAUAUGCCCCGACCCCCGGAUAUGGCAUCUGCCAGACACCCUCUGUGAUGAGUAUCAUUAGCCCGGAAGACCGCCCAGAUGACGACUUUUCCCCGCAGCACCGAUCGCCGCAAACAAACCAGAUUCCAUUACUUCAGCUGGGUGAGUGGGAAGAAGGACGGUUGUACGAUGAGCUUCCACCCACCUGUAUUCACUAUUCGAUUGUGUGGAAGAUGACUCUCAACAACAACAAAUCUAUCUGGAAAAGCACAGAGCAAGACCUGGUGUUGGCUCCGCGAUUUCACUGGCGUCUUUUUUUGGGGCCCAAGUUAAAGGAAGUUGUAGGCAAGAAGUUUGCACAGAAAAGUGUUGAAUUAGAUGAUACAACCAUCGUUGUAUCGGUGAACCAUCGUAAUCAGCCAGACCUCACUCUCUCCUGUGACAAAACAGAAGUGGAUUGGCCCGCUGUGGAGAAACAGCUUUUCGUGUGGGGUGAUCUUUUCCGUGCUGGGAAAAAACUAACACUGAAUAUGUCGUUCAACUAUACCGAGGGCAAUCACGUUCCAAGGCCCAAUCCAAGAGGGACAGAUAAAAGAGGGGCCUCAUCUGCUACCCAGCUUAUGUUGCUUGAGCGGCAAGCAAAUAUCCAUACAGAAGAACAGGCCACUGGGCAACCUCCUACUUGGGACCGGGUGUACAGUCUGAUGCGGUGCUCCAGUGCAGCAUGUGAGCUGGGACCGCAUUGCUGGCGUGAUCCUUUAAGCAAGAAGCAUAUCAAGCUGACAGUACAGAAUCUGAGGGCCCUUGUGAGCUACGCGGAGGAAAGUGAUCGGUUGAAAACCCACGACGACGUCCCUGAAUCAAUUCGUGAAAAGCUAUAUAUACAGGAGCAGCAGCGACUUGAGAGGCAAAAGGGAGGCACUCAGUCCACCAAUGGUUACCCCCCUAUCAACAUCACCAACGUUCUUCCUGCGCAGGCUUCUCCUCCCUCUGUGCCAACUACACCGACUCCGAUGCCGAUUUCGUGUCCAGGAAAAACGCCUCCAGAUUUCCUCGAAAUCCCUGGUCUACGGGACAUUGCUGUUGCUGAAUAUAGUGAAUGGCAGCAAUCCCAAGUAAAUGAUGAGAAACUAAAAGAAGAGUUUCGGAACGCUCGCGAUACUGCCCUCGAAGAUGGACUGGAUCUCGUGCAGAUCCACAAGGAUCAGGAUCCAGGAUUUUUCAUCAAGAAUGGCAUCAAAAGAGGUAUUGCUCGUCGUUUUGUUGGGGACAUUAAGUAUUGGGUCGAGCAUUAUAAGUGCAACAUAGAGGAUAGACUAUAA
Molecule: messenger RNA, 1392 nt
Organism: Penicillium canariense
Lineage: Eukaryota; Fungi; Ascomycota; Eurotiomycetes; Eurotiales; Aspergillaceae
Exons: 1
Coding region: 1-1392 (463 amino acids)
Source: RefSeq, a predicted model, not a curated record